GGUGAUGACGUAGGUGCUCGCGGAGAAGAGCCGGGCUGAUGAUUGGCAGAAAACUGCAGCAGAAGGAUGACUUUGUAUAGAGCCCGAGAAGAGGAGUUGGAAAGACGACACAAAAUUCUACUUGAUAAAAAGAAUAUACUGACUGAAGAGAUGAAGAUUUAUGGCGAGCAGAUUGGAAAGGACAGCCAAGCAUCAGAGGCAGCACAUAGGAGGAAUCAGAUUCUUCUGCAAGAUUUUCAAACAUCAGUGAAAAAUCUAAAACGAGGAUUACAAGUUGGUCCUGAUCCCUCGCUGGCUAAGCUAGAGAACCAGUACUGGGCAUCAGUGGAAGAAGAGCUUCCGAAGUGGGAGCUGUUUCUACUGGGAAAAGCUCAACAUCCUUUUGGUGUAAAACAAAACUACAAUUCAAAGACAAAGCUGAGACUUUCCCAGACCAUGGAGGCUCCGAAGAAAAAGAGUCUUCCUCCUUCUGGCUUCAGUUCAAACACCUUCCCAAAGGUUGUCUGAGCUAGGGACAUGAAUUG
Nanorana parkeri is the source of this 524-nucleotide messenger RNA. It is a transcript of the gene CEP15, whose product is annotated as chromosome unknown C3orf14 homolog. The record is from RefSeq and is a predicted model, not a curated record. Bases 67 to 507 code for a protein of 146 amino acids. NCBI's taxonomy places the organism in Eukaryota, Metazoa, Chordata, Amphibia, Anura, Dicroglossidae. The transcript has 5 exons.